Molecule: messenger RNA, 1227 nt
Organism: Histoplasma mississippiense
Lineage: Eukaryota; Fungi; Ascomycota; Eurotiomycetes; Onygenales; Ajellomycetaceae
Exons: 1
Coding region: 1-1227 (408 amino acids)
Source: RefSeq, a predicted model, not a curated record
AUGGCAACAUCAGGGGACGAGUUGUUUUCCACCUCUUGGACACUCCAUCGCUUGUCCCCUCUAUAUCAUGGAAAGGAGUGUGAAACACUUCUAGAUAAUCCACAGGGAUUGGAAUUAUACGCAACGCGUUUGCGCGACCUCCUUCGGGGUGAUGUGCUUCGUGGCGUGCAGGUUGGCUUUGAAGGCCUGGGUGCUGUGGACGACGCGAUCUCAAAAGCAGGGCAUUUGAAAUCGUGCAGAUGGGAUGUGCUUCCGACUUGGAGCCAUUGGAAUGAAGAGGAGUCUCUGCUGGAAGAUCCCGACCACGCAACAUUUGUCAUAUCUCCAGAAGUCUCAGCGGGAAUUCUGGUUACCCUUGAAUAUGAAAAUAUCACCUAUAAAGCAGCAAUGACGUCAGGUCCAGAUGGCUACCAUGAUACACAGAAAAAUGUAACCUUUCUUCCUUUGCUUCUGACCCGUCUUCCAAACUCUCUGCGUCAAACUUUUAUUUCUUUCUUGUCAACCAGUUUCGACACACGCUGUACAGUUCUUCGGUUGACGUCUAGUUUUCUAUGCGCGACAUUUGAAAACUAUCUCUCGAUUUUGAAUCGAUCUGUGAAUGGACAGACAUCAGUUUCUUCACGGGGUCUUGUCGAGAAAUUAAUCAAAGAGACACAACUUACGCUAUCCUUCCCUACGCCAAUAUCUCCCUCGUUGAGAAGUUUAGAUGUACUUAUACCACGCGAGUCUCUCAGCGCCUUUCUCUCUCGCGGUAUAGAAUUACAUGCAAACGAGAAAAGAAAUCUGGCAAAUCAAGCACGAAACCGUGGCAAGAAGCGAUCACACCCGGACACUACCCCAUCUGCCGCUGAAGAUAAUGGCCCUUCAGCUCCGUUUUUAGCAGCCUUGGCUGUCUAUUUCGAUGCCAAUCUCGCCAUGAAAUUAGAUAUCAGCGACUUUGGCAAGGAGCCUACUAAUACACAAAAGAGACAGAUUAGACUGAGCAAAGUAUCUUGCGGAGCUUUUGUACUUGGUAGUGAAGGGAGGGUGAAACUAAUUGCCAACCCCGGGCGGGUGAUCCCUUUUGAUGAUGCGGAUGUUACUGAGGAGAAUGACGAUCCUGAUGGCCGGGAAGCCCGAUUGGUUUGGAGAGCAAAUGAGAUGUUACUACGAACGUUAGUUGCAAGGGCAGUUGGCGGACAAACACAGAGGCCAAAUGGCAAUUUGAUAUCACGGGAAGACAAUUGA